AUGCUCCCACGGUGGACGAUUUUGCUGUCGAUCACACAACUUAUUUCAUGUAUGGAACAUUAUUUAUUACCUGAAUUGCCUCCGGGGGAGGCACCGGAACCUAUUUUGACCUUUAUGGAAAAGACAUACCAGAGCAAGCGUUGGAGAGCAGGAUAUGAUGCAGGAGAACCCUUACUCCUUACACCGUACAUUGAAGAGAAAAGAUUGGAGGAGGCGAGGAAGGCCGCGUUAGUUGACCCAGGUUACACUCUGCCCGACAUGGAAAGUUACGCGGGAUAUUUAACUGUAAAUAAGGAGUAUAACUCGAACCUUUGGUUCUGGUACUUCCCAGUAGCUGACAAGCCAGUCGAAGAGACACCUUGGAUAAUCUGGCUGCAAGGAGGACCAGGCGCAUCUUCGCUGUUUGGUCUGUUUAGUGAAAUAGGACCUUUCUACGUCACCGAAAAUAACAACUUGGAAGAGAUGAAAUACUCAUGGGGCAAAAACCAUUCACUGCUGUUUAUCGACAAUCCUGUUGGUACGGGUUUCAGCUUCACGGAUGACGACCGUGGCUACGCUACGAACCAGACCACGAUCGGUGAAAACCUUUACACAGCACUACAACAGUUUCUGACAUUAUUCCCCGAGCUACGGAAAGCGCCUCUGACUUUGGCGGGAGAGUCUUACGCCGGGAAACACAUUCCCUCAUUAGCGAUACAAAUACAUUGGCAUCGUGAGGAGGAUGAACCAAUUAAUCUCCAGUGUCUAGCAAUCGGCAAUGGAUUCAUCGACCCGCUAACGUUACAACGAUACAGUUACUUCGCCCGGGAAGUGGGACUUCUCGAUGACAAAGUGGCGGAUGCGAUGAACCACCUCGAAACUGCCGUCAUGCAGUUCAUCAACAAUGGCGAGAUGCUUAAGGCUUACGCGUAUUUCAACUAUCUCCUUCAACUGUUCAUUUCGGAAUCGCGUCUUAGCAACUUAUACAACUAUUUACAAGAUGAUAUAAAACUUGAGGGGAGCUAUGUGGACUUCAUCCAGCGGGGCGAAGUUCGAAGAGCGCUGCACGUUGGUAACACCAACUUUUCGUCUAUUGGAGUGGUAUACAGGAAGCUGGUGCCAGAUUUUAUGGGCAGCGCAAAGCAUUGGCUCGAGGAACUAUUGGAAAAUUAUCGAGUUAUGAUUUACAACGGUCACUUGGAUAUCAUCGUAGCGUACCAUCCGUCAGUAAACACGUAUAAUGCGCUCUCGUUCACCGGAUCUUCUGACUUUAAAAUGACUAAGAGAUUGCCCUGGUACCACGACGGCAAAGUUGCCGGAUAUUACAAAAGGGCUGGUAAUUUAACUGAAGUUAUGAUCCGCGGUGCGGGCCAUAUGGUGCCAAGUGACAAGCCAGCAGAAGCACUUGGCCUUAUCUCGGCAUUCGUACGUGGCGUGGAACUCGAUAAAGACACAGCCGCACUCGUCGGCGAAAAAAACUAG
Messenger RNA from Parnassius mnemosyne (clouded apollo), 1461 nucleotides. The record is from the annotation of a GenBank genome assembly. NCBI's taxonomy places the organism in Eukaryota, Metazoa, Arthropoda, Insecta, Lepidoptera, Papilionidae.